Molecule: messenger RNA, 2790 nt
Organism: Mollisia scopiformis
Lineage: Eukaryota; Fungi; Ascomycota; Leotiomycetes; Helotiales; Mollisiaceae
Product: P-loop containing nucleoside triphosphate hydrolase protein
Exons: 2
Coding region: 55-2535 (826 amino acids)
Biological process (GO): mitochondrial RNA 3'-end processing; RNA catabolic process
Cellular component (GO): mitochondrial degradosome
Molecular function (GO): RNA helicase activity; hydrolase activity, acting on acid anhydrides; ATP binding
Source: RefSeq, a predicted model, not a curated record
CAUCAUCGUGUCCAACCUCCGAGUGUUGGUGGACUCCCCACCAUCUUCACAGUAAUGUCAUUUUCAACACGAGAAGGUGGCAAGUGUGUAUUCUGCACAUUUAGACCUUCAGCAUGCCUCACGGCCCCUUUCUCACCGGCCAAUGGUGCGAGACAGUACAGCCAGACAGUCGAAUUUCGACGAACUCCAACUAUAAAUCGAUCACGACCCUCAGAAUUGGGGCCACCUGCUGCAAGAUUCAUGGCUUCUCAUCGUUACAACAAUUCUUCCGUGAUUAGAUCAAGAUUUCGGAAACCAGGAGCAGAAUUUACUCUGAACUCAACGGAAAUGAAAAGUGGCUCGAAACGAAUACUGUCGAAAUCAACCACAUAUAGUGUUUUCGGACAACUUCUUGUUGAAGAGUUCACGAAACUAAAGUAUUCUCUGCGUCCAGAAUCCGCGCAGACUGAAUAUACGACUUGGGGUAUAACCUCACGCGAGAUGCUUGCAGAACGUCUCAACGAAUACGAGGGCCAAAUUCGAAACUCUAUUAUACUGAUUGAGGAUGGAAAAUUACACAAGGAGACCAAUCCACUGUUCUCUCGGUUCAGACGAGCCUUCGUAGUUGGCGGCGUCAACGCUUUACGCUCAGAGACAAAGUUCGCAUUCAUCAAUUAUGUUGUUGAAUUCAAAUUCUCGCAACAAGACAAGACGAAUCAAGACAGAUUAUCGGAUCUCCGACAUCCUUUCGAAUGGUUUCCUGCUACGAGAGCCAUGCACAGAACUAUACAUCUACACGUUGGCCCCACUAAUUCUGGCAAAACAUACCAUGCACUGAAGAGGCUUGAAGCGGCGAAUACUGGAAUAUAUGCUGGCCCUCUACGACUAUUGGCCCACGAGGUGUAUUCAAGGUUCAAUGCCAAGGGAAAGUCAUGUAUGUUAAUCACAGGAGAAGAGCGCCGAAUACCUGAGGACGGACUCAUGAAAAUGAGUAGCUGUACGGUUGAGAUGAUGCCUCUCAACAAGAAAGUUGACGUUGCAGUCAUCGACGAAAUCCAGAUGAUGGGAGACAUUGAUCGUGGAUGGGCAUGGACGCAAGGCUUUUUGGGGGUGCAAGCAGACGAAGUACAUCUCUGUGGUGAGUUGCGUACUAUUCAACUCGUCUCCGAUAUCUGUGCUGCCAUUGGUGACAAGCUGGUCAUACACAAAUAUGAGCGAUUGAGUCCUUUGGCGGCGGAAAAGAGAAGUCUGGAAGGCGACCUUACCAAACUCAGAAAGGGUGAUGCUGUAAUCUUGUUUUCUCGUGUGGCAAUCCAUGCCAUGAAAGCCGAUAUCGAGAAGAGUACUGGCAAACGAUGUGCCGUGGUGUAUGGCUCCUUACCCCCCGAGACUCGUGCACAACAGGCCGAACUGUUCAACAAUCCCGACAACGACUAUGACUUUUUAGUGGCUAGUGAUGCUGUUGGUAUGGGAUUGAACUUGAGCAUUAAGAGAGUGGUUUUCGAAUCCAUCUCAAAGCACGACGGUAUGUCAUUCCGAGUUAUACAACCAUCCGAGAUCAAACAAAUCGCUGGACGAGCUGGGAGAUACAAAACUGCCCACCAAGCUGUCAACGAGAGUUCUCCUCAGCACGAACGAACGAUAGUGCCCCUAGCAGAAGAGGCCGAUCGCACAAAUGGAUUGGUGACGACGCUUGAAAGAUUCGACCUGCCUGUCGUUCGGAAAGCGAUGGAUCUUGAAGUAGAACCUAUCAAGACUGCUGGGAUUCAGCCCCCGGCGCAUAUCCUGUUCAGGUACGCCUCUUACUUUCCGAAGGGAACUGCCUUCAGCUAUAUAACCCGCCGCCUUUGGGACAUGUGCAAGCUGGGUGAUCUUUUUCACAUGUGCCGUCUUAAAGAGCAGGUUGAUAUAGCAGACUUGCUAGAACCCUACGACCUGUCGACUAUGGACCGAAUCACGUUUAUGGCUGCUCCUGUAGCUUUGCGGGAACCAGGCUUCGGAAAAAUCGUUCAAGAAUUUGCAGAGUGUGUUGCCACUCAAUCUGGAGGUGAACUUCUGGACCUCAAAACUCUCAAUCUAGAGUUGCUCGACCUCGAUAAAGACACUUAUGUUCUUGGUAGCAAGGCUUACUUGAAAUCUGCUGAGAGCUUGCACAAAGCGUUGACGCUAUACCUGUGGUUAAGCUAUAGAUUUGCUGGUGUCUUCAGAAGUCAAGCCCUCGCCUUUCAUGUGAAAGGCCUCGUCGAAGCAAAGAUUGACGAGUGCUUGGCCGAGGUACAGUUUGACAGUGCGAAGAAGAAACAUUUCAACUACUUAAGGAAGAAGGCAUUAGAGCUGGAAAUGGCAGAACAGGAACAACAGCGACAGGCUCAGGAUGGUUUAGGCCUCGAAGAGGAUGUGGAGAUAGAGGACGAAUCACGAGAAUCGAGUUCGCUUGAGAACGAAUUUUCAGAGGAAGAAGCCGACGGACUUCUGAACGAGGCGUCUCCAGCGUCCGAGGCUGGCGUACCCAUCCCACCAAAGGAGCUGGUGAAGUCUGAGACGAUCAACCCUUGACACUCCAAGGGAAAUGUAUCAAAAGUAUGUAUAAAUGAUGUACAAAGGUUUGGAUAAUACCCAGGAUCUGAUAGACAUUGUACUUCAAUGAGGGUUGCAGAUCGUUCAGGGAACACAUUGCUUGCGACUUUUCCUUGGCAUCAAGCGACUUGGGAAUUUAUUCAAUCCUUCACUCCGCACAAGCUACCUAGGCUCCCAUAGCAAGGAAUCUUAGCUCGAAUGCUCGAAUAAUGAAGCGAAUAUCAUUUAAACGAC